AUGCACGAUAUCCAGGCAAUCGAUAAAGCAUCUCCUGUCCACGCAAAAGAAGCAUGCCCAGCACCAUCCCCGAUCGAAUAUUGCUGCUGGAUGGAAAGCACCUUUGACUUCGGCACCCUCGGUUUGAGGCCAAAGGAUGUUUCCCCUGCACUCCUCAUGCUCUGUGCGGCCGCGUCUCACGGAGACCUCCGAAACUACACUGGGUGUGGUAUCAUUGGGAUUGAUGCAAAGACCCAGCUUACUCCCAUCCGCGAAACAGACAAUCUGGCCGACUGCCUCGUACCAAUGGAGCCUGACUUCGACCUGGAAUCAUCAAUAUCCCGGAAUUUACAUACCUUGGAGCAUGAUCUGCAUGAAGAGGUUCAGCGGCAUCACCAACACCGGAAUGUCAUGAGCGGAGCCGCGAUUCGUCACAUCGUUAUACUCGAAGAGCACAACGCAGAUGGAAAAUCUCCGAAAUGGAUGCAACAGCUCAAAUCUGCUGGACAUACGGAUGAGCUCGUCCCCACAACCGUUCUGCAUUGUACCCUGGAACAAGGCCUUUUGUCCUUUCGUAUAUGUAUCGACCCCCCAGGAGAAGAUGGGGCUCGCCGAACGCAAAGCUUCGUCGAGAACUUCUUGCACCUCCUCGUUGAAUCGCUCAGUCAUCCACGAUUGCGGCUACUGGAUGCAGUAGGGGGUUUUCUGCCCACCUCACCUACGGCGUCCAUCCCAGAUGUUCCACCAUUCUGGGAGAUUUGCGUGCAUGAAGUAAUCCAAGGCCAACGUCGGAAAUCCCCAGACUCCCUGGCAGUUGACGCAUGGGACGGCUCCCUCACAUACCGAGAGCUGGACGAGAUUACCGAUCUGCUGGCACGCGCACUGAGGCUCUUGGGGAUAGGACUAGAGCGCUUUGUUCCCAUCUGCAUGGAAAAGUCCAAAUGGACAACGGUGGCAAUCCUCGCCGUCAUCAAAACUGGUGGGGCAUUUAGUCUACUGAGCCCGGACCAUCCUUUGCCUCGCCUGCAGCAGAUCUGCGAUGAUCUCCGAAGUCCAUUUAUAUUGUCGUCUGAAGCCCAAGCAGCGCGUUGUCGGAAGCUGGGAGGUCUUUUGGUCAUAGAGAAUUUGUAUCAAGCAUGCCGAUCAAGCCGUGCCCCUCGGGAGAUGUCGCUGGUCCAGCCAGGCAAUGCGCUCUAUGUCGCUUUUACGUCAGGUUCCACAGGGAAGCCAAAGGGAGUCGUGAUUGAACACCAGGCUUACUGCUCAAGCGCUCAGUCCCAUACACAGGCCUUCCAGAUCAACGACAGGUCUCGCCUCCUGCAGUUCGCUUCCUACGCGUUCGAUGUGAGUAUCCUGGAGACGUUAAGCACGUUGAUGGCUGGAGCGUGUCUCUGCGUACCGAGCGAGGCUCAACGAAAUGACGUGGUGUUGUUCGAAGAGGCCCUGAAGACCUUCCGUCUCACCCACGUAGGCCUCCCUCCCUCCUUUGCUCGAAUAGUCCCCUGGGCGAAUAUCGAAGAACGGCCCACUUUGUUACUAGGCGGCGAGCCGAUGCGCAAGUCAGACAGGACCAUUUAUAGCGCGCUCGGGAUGCGCUUGAUGAAUGCAUACGGGCCUACUGAGUGCUCUGUGAAUGCGACAAUCCAUCAUCGUGUCCGGCCCAGACAUCCGGUGCAGAACAUUGGCAAGACUACGGGGGCGGUUGCGUGGAUUGUCGACCCUGACGAUAUGGAGAAGCCGAUGGAAUGGGACGAGGUUGGCGAGUUACUUCUUGAGGGCCCGAUCGUGGGCCGGGGAUAUUUGAACAAUAGUGGAGCUACUCGCAAGGCCUUUGUGGACCCUCCGGCGUGGCUUCGACGGCUGCGAAAGGGGCGGUACCAGCAUCGGAUUUACCGGACGGGGGAUUUAGCGUCCCAGGAUCAGACAGGAGCUAUUCAUAUCAUCGGUCGCAAUGACGGACAAUUCAAAAUUCGAGGGCAGCGAAUCGAGGUCGCCGAUGUCGAACAUCACGUCAACGACUUUGUGGCCACCAGCACUGAAGUUGUCGUGGAGAAGGUCAACACGUCCGACGACUACCAGAGGCUCAUCGCAUUUAUCGUCCUCGAUGGGCCUUUACCUGCCGAGGCGACUGACUCGAUCUUUCUAGCACCGAAUGCGUCUGACCUGGAGAGUUUCAAAGCCAUACAGGAGCAGCUACACAGCCGUCUUCCCCGGUACAUGGUUCCCAAUCUGUGGAUUCCCUUGAGUCAUUUACCUAAGGCAGUAUCUGGCAAAAUUGACCGACGUCUUUUGAGAGACACCGCAGCGGCGAUGUCGCAAAGAGAUCUUUACGCCUUUGCGUGCUCUAAAACAGAGAAACGGGCUCCUAUCACUUCGAGUGAACGGACACUUCGUCAAGUGUAUGCUGAUAUCCUCCAAAUCCAGCCCGCCGCCAUUGGCAUGGACGAUACCUUUUUGCGCCUUGGUGGCGAUUCCGUCCAGGCCAUUCGGCUGGUCGGUUCUGCAAGAAAGGCGGGACUGACGGUUCAGAUGCAGGAUGUUCUCGCUAAGGUCAGUAUCGCCGACCAGGCGGAAAAGGCGAUGAAUAUCGCAUCUUCGCCCGAGCCUGUCUAUGAGCCGUUCAGUCUGGUGGAGACCUCUGUGCAGGGCGAUGUUCUUAGGCUGGCGCAGGAACAAUGCAGUGUGCAACGGUCCCAAAUUGAAGACAUCUAUCCGUGCACGCCGCUGCAAGAGAGCAUGUUCGCAUCCUCGUUACAGCGCCCUGGCAUGUACACCGGAAAUAUUGUUUUCCGAAUCCCUCUCGGCAUUGAUAUCUCUAAGCUCAAACAUGCGUGGAAGGACACGGCUGACAAGAAUCCCAUCCUACGCACACGGAUCAUCCAAAGCUCGCAUGGGCUUUUUCAAGUCGUUGUCGACACCUUUGCAUGGCGAGAACAUACCGGUCCAGUUCUGGAAACCCCAGUAUCCACGGAGCUGGUCGGGCAACCAUUGGUUCAAUACCUUCAUAAAGAGAAGGAUCAUGAGCUGGUAUUGACGAGUCACCACGCUGUGUCCGAUGACUGGACGCUACGUCUCGUUCGACAACAGGUAGAAGCCGCGUAUCAGGGUCACCUGCUAGAGAAGCAGCAUUUCUAUCCUUUCAUUCAAUACACCCGGCAUAUUCAGGGCGUGGAGGAGUUCUGGGCCACCCAGCUGUCGAAACUGGAUGCCACGGUCUUUCCUGAGCUUCCAGCCAGCAAUUACCGGCCUUCGGCCACGCAGUCCCUCCAACAUCAGAUCGAUGGGCUUUGCGUAGACAAGCAAACGUCUCAUACCCUUCCUACUUAUAUCUACCUUGCGUGGGCAUUGCUGAUCGCUCACUAUACUGAUUCACCCGAUGUGGUGUAUGGCGCGACCCUGAGUGGACGCAAUGCCUCUGUGCCAGCCAUUGAGGCCAUAGUCGGACCAACAAUCACGACCCUUCCAUUGCGUGUUCGAUUGCAGUCUGAAACCUCGAUAGUAACCGCGUUGGACCAGGUACAAAAGACGCUGGCUUCCAUGAUUCCGUACGAACAGGCCGGGUUGCCAUGGAUCGCCAGGAGUUGCGAGGAUGGAACGAGAGCCUGCCAGUUCCAAAGUCAACUCAUAAUCCAGCGCCCGGAGGAAACAGACCAUACAUAUCUUUUUGACGCCGUCCAAGGGUCCGUUCAUACCAGACUGGAUUAUACAACCUUCUGUGAGUUCGCGAUGAUGCUGUCCUUCCUACCCAGCGUAGACAGGACCAGUAUGACUAUUGAUACCGCGUUCGAUUCCCAUGUCGUCUCACCGAAUGCAAUGUGCCGGAUGCUGUGUCAGUUUACGCACAUUCUGCGUCAGAUCAUGCAGCAGCCUGCGCAGCAGAUAGAAGCAGUGAACUUGGCAUCUCUGGAUGACUUGGCUCAGCUCCGACAGUGGAAUUCUCAGAUACCUCCGGCGGAACCCAGGUCCUUGAACUACCUGUUCCUAAGUCGGUGUCUCGAUCAACCACGAGCCACAGCUGUAUGUGCCUGGGAUGGGUCAUUGACAUAUUCAGAUUUAGCCGGAUUGUCCUCCUCCCUGGCCUACCGACUUAGAUUGCUGGACGUGCGCCCAGGUUCUUCAGUAGGGAUCUGUCUAGAGCGGAGUAAAUGGAGCGUUGUCGCCAUUCUGGCCGUCCUGUUCGCCGGGGGUACGUGUAUCCUCCUAGACUUGCAUCAUCCGCGCCAGAGAAUCCACGAUAUCCUCAAAGAAACUUCCGUUCAAGUCGUAGUCAACAGCCAGACGACGGCGGCAUUAACAAGCGGUCUCACACCAAUCGAGGUUUGUCUCGAUCCAGCACUUACAGAUAUUCUGCCCCAGACUCCGUGCCUCCCUGAUUCACCAGUUUCUCCUGCUGCACCUGCCUUCAUUCUGUUCACCUCCGGCAGUACUGGUCGUCCCAAAGGCAUUGUCAUGCCGCACAGCACCUUGGCCUCCAGUAUUAAGUACCAUAGUGUACCGAUGAAUGUUGGAGCUGAUUCGCGGGUGCUCCAUUUCUCCUCGUACGCGUUUGAUGUCAGUAUAUACGAGAUCUUCACUACACUGGCAGCGGGAGCAAUCCUCUGCGUUCCGUCGGAAUUCGAACGUACAAACGCGCUUGCCGAGGCGAUCUGCCGAUUCCAGGUGAACUGGACGUUUCUCACCCCGGGGGAAGCCGUCACCCGCGAAAACUUCGACGCUUGGGCCCGUGGUCGCACGCUGAUCAAUGGAUACGGUCCCGCAGAAGCCACCAUAUGUGGUGUUGGAACCAUUCCGCCGACGGGAUGGAAGCAGGGGGUGAUUGGGUCAAUUUUCGGUGGUGUCGGCUGGGUGACAAUGCCCACUGACACGUCACGGUUGGCUGCCAUCGGGGCCAUCGGAGAGCUGCUGCUGGAAGGGCCUUUUCUGGCCGCAGGAUAUUUCAACCUUCCGGAUGUCACGGCAGCUUCAUUUAUAGAGCCCCCGGCAUGGAGACAGAGAAUGCCUCUGGAGCCAUCCUCUGGUCUCUAUCGGACGGGAGAUCUCGUGCAGUACCAGGAUGAUGGAACCAUUCGAUAUAUAGGGCGUCAGGGCACGUGCAUGAAGCUGCACGGCCAACUGAUCGACCUGGGAGAAGUGGAAACUAACACACUUCGUGGGUUCCCUGGGGCCAACAGCGUAGCCGCCGAUAUAGUCUCUCUGGAUAUUGACGGCAACAUCGCAGCAACACUGGUGGCUUAUAUAAAAUUCGACUUUGACGACCCCAAAGGACGUGACGCCAAUGGUAUCUUGAACUCGGUCUGCCAGGAAUUUCGCCACAGUACGACCGAGGUGCAGAGGCACCUCGGAGGACUUCUUCCAUCCUACAUGAUCCCGUCCAUAUUCAUCCCAGUCCAGGCGAUGCCGAGUACCGUGACGGGAAAACUUGACCGUCGUAGCCUACGGUCAGCUGUCCUAUCGCUUUCCUCCGAGGAGCUCCAGAAUUAUCGGGCAGCGCCGCUAGCGAAGACUCCAGUCUCCAGCGAUGCUGAGCGACUGCUGCAAGCCAUGUGGGCUGAUCUCCUGGGCACGACCAAGGAAUCCAUUGGGGUAGAAGACAACUUCCUGAUUAUUGGCGGUGAUUCAAUCGUCACCAUGCGAAUGGUAGCCACGGCUAGACGUGCCGGGUUUGGCUUCACAGUGGCGGACGUCCUGAUGCCGAACAGCUCGUUGUCAUCUCUUGCACUGUCGUUGCAGGAAGUCAGGCCCGAUGAAGAGAAACUUGUAUUAUCCGCUCAAGUUCAGCCAUCUACCCUCACAUCGGUGGAUUUCCAGCAACAUCUCAGCUCCCUGCAACAGCAAGGAAUCCUGUCCCUGGCAGGAAACGUGACCAGCGCGCGGCCAGCUACAGAAGCACAAUCAACACUCAUCUCGCGGUACCCAUGGUUCAAUUUCCAGUUUCCAUUCCAAGGUGAACUCAGUGAGAAUAGACUUCGAGAUGCCUGUAGGGCACUUGUCCGUGCUCACAGUGCGUUGCGGGUUGUCUUUACUAAAUACCGCGAGGAGGUCUUCCAGUUGACUCUAACGGAAGAUAUUGAUCUCCCUCUGCGGGUAGUUACGACCCAUAACCAGUUAGACACCUUUUGUGAAUCACUUUGCCAUUCGGAACAGGCUGUUUCUGUUGUUUCAGCGGGAGUCGCGACCCGUUUUACCCUGGUAUCCAAUCCCACACGUACAAAGCAGCGACUCGUCAUUCGUCUUGCCCACGCCCAGUAUGAUGCCACUUCCAUUCCAAUUCUGGUCCGCGAUCUCGAAUUAGUAUACAAAAAUGAAAAGAAUAUUGCGGAUACUUCUUUCGAUCGGUACCUUGAACAACGGGCACGGCAUUCGGAUCAAGAACAGCACCGGGCCUUUUGGCAGGAGUACCUGGCGGGCUCUUCCCUUGCCUCGUCUCCCCUCGAUCUCACUUUGGCCAACCACUUGGUCACAGGAACCUGUGAUCUAGCUUUACCAGCAGGGCUCCCACCUUCUGUAACCUUACCCACCGUCGUGAAAGCUGCUGCCUCUUUAGUCCUCGCUCGACAGCUCCAUCGACCUGAUAUCGUUGUCGGCCAGACCGUCGAUGGGCGUAGUCUGCCACUCCCCGACAUCGACCGAGUUAUGGGCGCUUGUAAUAACUAUAUUCCGUUCAGGGUACAGCCUCGUGCGUCUAUGACCGCCCGAGACUACCUCCUCCAUGCCCAAGUCCAGCAUUCCCGGAGCCUGGGUUCCGAAUCUGUGGAUUUUCGUAUGAUCGUCUCGCACUGCACAGAUUGGCCGUCUUCGGCGGAGUUUGGGUAUAUUGUGCAGCACCAGACGGCUAAUCAUAGCCUAGCGUUGAGACUAGGAGACAAGGCUUCGACUCUCAAACUGGUGGGCGGGCUCUCGCCCGGAUCGGAGGUGUGGAUUUGCUCUACCGAUACUCCAUCCGGGGUAAGAAUUGAUAUUCACUCCUCGGCACAGAGGAUGACUCAUGACCAGGCCAUUUCUAUGGCGUGUGAAGUUUGCACAAUGAUUAAUGAUAUUCUGACAAAGCUGGAUCGUUAUUUGUAUGCUAUUGAAGGGAUGACAUGCUUGAGGUAG
This is a messenger RNA of Penicillium antarcticum, 7074 nucleotides long. RefSeq names its product nonribosomal peptide synthetase ftmA (gene ftmA). Gene Ontology annotation, molecular function: phosphopantetheine binding; catalytic activity. The record is from RefSeq and is a predicted model, not a curated record. Gene Ontology annotation, biological process: amino acid activation for nonribosomal peptide biosynthetic process; secondary metabolite biosynthetic process. Gene Ontology annotation, cellular component: cytoplasm. Lineage: Eukaryota; Fungi; Ascomycota; Eurotiomycetes; Eurotiales; Aspergillaceae. The coding region runs from base 1 to 7074 and encodes 2357 amino acids. The transcript is spliced from 2 exons.